AUGGCUAUGUUUAAUUUGGCUGGCGAAGUCCCAAGGAUGGACUGGAAUUCCGAAGACUUGGAAACGGAAUGGAAAACAUUCAAGCAGCACGUGGAGUUCAUGUUGACUGGACCACUAAAAGGUAAAAGCGAACUUGAAAAAUGUAGUUACCUGAUGAUAUGGCUUGGAGAGAAAGGUCGAAGUAUCUAUUCAACGUGGAACCUAUCAGAUAAUGAUGCAAAAAAGUUAACCUCGUACUACACAAACUUUGAGGCAUAUGUAAAGCCCAGGUCAAACGUAAUAUAUAACAGAUAUAAAUUUCAAACAAGAAUGCAAGGCAAUGACGAGCCCUUUGAACAAUUUAUGACAGAUAUACAGAUUAAAGUGAAAGACUGUCAAUAUACCAAUGAAAUGCGAGAAGAAAUGAUGAGAGAUAGAAUUGUGAUAGGAAUCAGAAACCCCACAAUUCGCGAGAAAUUGAUCAACAUAGGAUCUGAUUUGACAUUAGCCAAGGCUAUAGAUGUUGUGAGAACAUACCAAGUAUCACACAAUCAAGCUAAAACUAUGGCGUGUGUUAGCUCUACAACUGAAGUCAACGCCAUACAAGGAAAGAACUUUGGAAGUAAACAAAAUAAAAGAGGCAAUGGCAAUACAACACAUGUUCAGCCCUCGCGUAAAAACACUCGCACACCUUCAGAGCAAGAGUCGAAAUGUUCAAGAUGUGGUUAUGUCAUGAGGUCGACACCACAUAAAUGCCCAGCAAAAGGAAAAACGUGCAACAAGUGUAAAGGGAAAGAUCAUUUCUCUUGUAUGUGUAGAACUAAAUUGAAAAAAGUACACGCUGUCGAGGUAGCCGCAGUCUAUUAUGACACGGACAACAGUGAGGCAUCAUCAGACGAACUCUUGGUCGGACACAUUGAAAUAAACAAUGUAACUUCAGACGAUUGGUCAGAAAAUAUGGAUGUGUGUGGACAGAAUAUAAAAUUCCAAUUAGACACAGGUGCACAGUGCAACAUAAUUCCGUACAACUUUGUCAACAAGAUAUCAAAAACCUGUGAAGUGAAACAACCACAAUCUACAUUGAGGUCAUACUCAGGACAUCAGAUAAAAUUUGAAGGUAAAAUAACAUUACCAUACACAGUGAAUGAUAAAAUUUAUCAUCAGACAUUUGAGGUUGUCCGAGGAAAUAAUAAAGCUAUAUUGGGAGCUCAAACCUGCUCAAAGAUGGGAUUAGUACACAGAAAACAACCGUCUCAGGUGAAUGAAAUCAGGGAAACGUCUAUCCCAGAUGAUAUUAAGCAUGAUUAUGGAGAUAUAUUCAAAGGUUUAUGGUGUAUGCCAGGCACUCACACAUUCAAGACCGAUAGUACCGUUACACCAGUUGUUGACGCGCCACGUAAAGUUCCGUUUGCACUCAAGGACAGAAUAAAAAAGGAGUUGGACCGUAUGGAACAGGAAGGUGUAAUCGUGAAACAGGAAGACCCUACACAAUGGGUUAAUUCUAUGGUGACUGUAGUAAAACCUAACGGAAAGAUACGGAUUUGUAUAGACCCAAAGAACUUAAACAGCGCCAUAUUGAGAGAACAUUUUCCGAUGAAAACUGUAGAGGAUGUUAUCGCGAACAUGCCUCAAGCCAAAGUGUUCACAAAACUCGAUGCUACUUCUGGUUUUUGGCAACUGAAACUUGAUGAGGAGAGUAGUAAACUUUGCACUUUCAACAGCCCAUUUGGGAGGUACAGUUUCAGAAGAUUACCAUUUGGUAUAAAAUCAGCGCCAGAAGUGUACCAGAGAGCCAUUUCAGAAAUGGUAAAUGACCUAGAAGGAUGUGAUGCAAUCGUCGAUGAUUUGUUGAUAUGGGGUGAAAACAUUGAACAACAUGAUGAACGUUUGAAAAAAGUUCUUAACCGAGUACGAGAAUACAAUUUGAAAUUGAGCCCAGAUAAGUGCCGAUUCCGUCAAACCGAGCUAAGUUACGUCGGACAUAAACUGACAGAUCGAGGUGUAAAACCAGAUGACGAGAAAGUCCGGGCGGUCAAAGAAAUGUGUCAACCUGAAAACAAGAAAGAACUUCAAACAUUCCUAGGAUUUGUUACAUAUCUUGGUAAAUUCCUACCUAACCUCUCGGAGGAAAGUUCACCACUUCGGAAACUACUAGUAAAAGACACCGAGUGGAUUUGGGAAAAGGAACAAGUGGAUAGUUUCCAGAGAUUGAAACAACUUGUGACUGAAGCACCAGUUCUCCGAUACUAUGAUCCAUGUAAAGAGAUAACGCUAACUGUUGAUGCUAGUUCUACAGGACUUGGAGCAGCAUUGAUCCAAGAUGGACAGCCGAUUGCCUAUGCCUCGCGUGCGUUAACAGAAACACAACAGAGGUACGCGCAAAUAGAAAAAGAAACAUUGGCAAUAGUAUUUGGAUGUACAAAAUAUCACCAAUUUAUAUUUGGUCGAGAGGUCACAAUCGAAUCGGAUCACAAACCGUUACAAGCGAUAUUCCGAAAACCACUCAACCGUGCUCCACCAAGACUACAGAGACUGUUGUUGACAUUACAGAAAUAUACUCUGAAUGUUGUGUAUAAGCCAGGGAAGACCAUGUAUCUUGCCGAUGCAUUGAGUCGGAGCUACCUAAAGGAGACCAGAGAGAACCUUGUUCCAGAUAUUGAUAUUGAAGUAAACCAGAUUGUGUCAUACUUACCAAUUUCACCAGAGAAAUAUCAAGAGUUCAAACGCGAGACCUCAAAAGAUGAAGCAUUGUCACAGCUCAGAGAAAUUAUCAUCAAUGGAUGGCCAGAGAACAAACAUGAAAUACCAGAGACAGCUCAUCAUUAUUGGCCAUUCAGAGACGAGCUAUCAUGUAUAGAUGGCCUACUGUUCAAGAGCCAUACUAUCAUUGUUCCCAAAACAUUACGUCGUGAAAUGCUCAAAACAAUCCAUAGUUCACACCUUGGAAUCGUAAAAUGCAAAUCGCGGGCACGCGAACUACUGUACUGGCCGGGGAUGAGUUCUGAAAUAGAGGACACAGUGUCAAAAUGUUCAACAUGUGCCACUAACUCUAGAAAAAAAUCCAAAGGAGCCAUUAAUAAUGACGGAAAAUCCGAACAGGCCAUGGUCUGUUAUUUCCGCUGA
Messenger RNA from Pecten maximus, 3102 nucleotides. RefSeq lists its product as uncharacterized. Lineage: Eukaryota; Metazoa; Mollusca; Bivalvia; Pectinida; Pectinidae. The transcript has a single exon. The record is from RefSeq and is a predicted model, not a curated record. Bases 1 to 3102 code for a protein of 1033 amino acids.